AUGACCAGCGAACGCAGUGGAACUUCCACUGUGACUGGAAGCUGGCUCGCUUCCCGCCGCUGGAAUUUCGGCGCUCGCAGCAACAAAAGCGACAACGGGGCGCUCUUUGUUUGGCUCGAAAAACUCAGAGCCUUUGCCACGUGGAAUACUCGAGCUUCGAGAGCGACACUCGACCAUCGAGGCGAGUUUGGGAAGGAGGAGGAUGGAUGGGGCUGGGUGGAGCGGCGAUUUCCGUCUCCAAUCCUGGGAAACGAGCUUCCUGCCUGGGCUCCAUGGCAGUGCCAUGGCAGGAGCAGAGCAGAGCACAGCACAGGAGCAGGCUUCAUGGAUCUCGAAGUUCAGCCAUGGAUAGUGCGCAUGAAGCGGCACCGCAGCAAAACCAUGCAGAGUUCUCAUCAAUCGAUCGUGGCAUGGACCAGCUCAAGAGCCAUUUCACCAAGCAGGCCAAGGCUGAAGCGCGGCGCAACUGAAGGCUACAGAACGUCUCGCUCGCUGCCUGUACUGUACCGUGCUGUAGCAGCAAACACGGCCCAAGCGGUGCAGCCCGUGUCUCGCCCCGCGAACGGCUUGAUGCCACCGCUUUGCAGAUCUCCGUGGCAUGUGUGGGACGAGCGUUCCCUCGCCGGUAAGCAUCGGCAGGGAGGCGCUGCGUCAUGCCGCCGGCACUUUGGCGCUGCUCUGGCCGGAGCGGCGCAGCCGGAGCCCGGGAAAGAGAGCCACGCCAAGCAGGAGGGACCUUCCUCCGUCCUCCUCGUCUGCAUGAUGACUCGCCAGGGUUUGACGGUCUCCGCAACGGUCUCGGCUGCAGAGACCAUUGUCGAGGGCGGAGCAACGGCCUCGUCUGCAGACUCAGGAGCAUUGGCCAGCAAGCGAGGCGGCACUGGAAUGGACCCCUCUCUUGGCUCGCUCGGCGAGACCGGCUCACCUUUUUUCCAGAGCAGCGGACAGGCCGGCGCGAAUGCCGCACCCGACGACCGCGCGACUGGUUCACCCAGAGUUCGGACAGAGUUAAACGCUCGCAGGCGCGGCGAGCGCGAUCGGACGUUAGUCAUCUCUCAUCUUGGUUUCGCCCUGUCCUCGGCCCAGUUUGCAGCUGGGCGCGCGCAGACCGAGCGCGCUCUCCGCGUCGAUCUGCCCGCGUGUCGAGAGAUCCGCAGCCUCGGGACCAGAAAUCGCGCGGAACUCAGCGCCUGCCUGCCCGCCUUCAGCAUUUCACUGGCGCUUCGCUUCCUCGCCAGAGCCGAGCCGAGCCGCCAUGGCGAGGUGGAGACGCUCGAGCUCCAGCCUGGAGCUUCUCAUGCUCGCAUCUUGGGCUUUGAGCAGUGGUCGCCGGGCCCAGCUAUGCCAGUUCCUUGA
Phytophthora sojae is the source of this 1356-nucleotide messenger RNA. RefSeq lists its product as hypothetical. The record is from RefSeq and is a predicted model, not a curated record. Lineage: Eukaryota; Oomycota; Peronosporomycetes; Peronosporales; Peronosporaceae. Bases 1 to 1356 code for a protein of 451 amino acids. The transcript has 3 exons.